Messenger RNA from Toxorhynchites rutilus septentrionalis, 1268 nucleotides. RefSeq lists its product as uncharacterized. Lineage: Eukaryota; Metazoa; Arthropoda; Insecta; Diptera; Culicidae. The coding region runs from base 87 to 1205 and encodes 372 amino acids. The record is from RefSeq and is a predicted model, not a curated record. The transcript has 3 exons.
GGGGUCAAAUUGUUAGUUUUGGACAAUCGGUUCAGAAGCAGGUUUACGCUGACCACUGCAAGUACUUUCUGCUGGAUGCAAGAGAAAUGAUCAUUAUGCGUGCACUUGUGGCGACAGUUCUGCUAAUUUCGGUGAUCCUGCUGUCGACCGUUCUGAUAAAUGCAAACACACGGAACGUGGUGAGCAUCGAGAAUGAACGCGGAUCGCGGAUUGAAAAUGAGGUUCCUCAAGUUGUUGAAAGUGUGAAAACCCCGAUGGUGACAAAGAAAUCACCAGAAAAAUCUGUUCACAAAGGAGCAUUGAAUCCCAAGAUUGAACCUGUGGAAAAAUUGGACGUAAAAGUGAAUGUUGAAAAAGAAGGUCGAUUGAUUAAGGCAAUACAAAAUACCGACGCUAAAAUCGAUAAUGUACAAACAAAACCGUCAGUUGCGAAGACAACAGUUGAGUCUAAUGAUGAGGACAUCGAAGUGAAUGAAACUGACAUUCAGGAUGAGUUGUUGUUCACCGAUGGUUUCAAAGAGAAGGUUGAUGUGAUUGUUCACCGCACAACACAUACUUUAUCGGAGAGUCCUAAAAUUACCGAACGGGCAGAGAUGGCGUUCACAACCGCGUCGAAGGCUACUCAGAAAAACAACCCAAGCUCUUCCCAAACCACUGAACAGCAGCCGUCAAUGACCCCGUUAGGUUAUGAGCCUGAAAGCUACAUAGUGUUGGAUGCGGAACCAGAGAUCCCUCGAAAGUUGCAACAAGAUGAUGAUGCUACGCUGGUUGAUGAUAUCGAUCCGGUUGGAUUGGGUAAAGUCAAUCAUGUUCUCGAAAGAAAACAGCGAGCUGUCUACGACGGGCCGGAAACAUACGUGCUCAAUAGAGCCCCCAUAGUGCCUCACGUCGGACAUGAGCACUAUUACGGAGAAAUGCCACAGAGAUGCCCUCGGGAAUUCCCUCCCCCACUGCCGGCGCACCAGCCUCAACCGACAGAACAAGCGAGGGCACCACCGCAACAAGCGGCACCUCAGCCUCAUUCUGGUUCACCAUCGAUCUAUAACCCGUACAACUGGGAUAGGCAUCACAUGAACUUGGUACGGUUCCCGCAGUGUGCAGCCUGCCAACGCAAAGAGGGUCCAGUGUGCACCACUUGUGGUAGGUGCCGCGAAUGCUGCGAGCAAAGCGGGUGUACAUGCGGGUGUUUACGUUCCGAAAGCUGAGCAGUGGUUUUAGUUACUUACGUGUUGUUGUUAAUGAUAAUAAUUUAAAAAAUAUAUAGUGAA